AUGGCGGGAGACAGACGAUGGGCGACCAUCCUGCAAGAGAUUGCCAUCGCGGCAGCCGCUGCCGAGAAGAAGGCUUCUGCUGCCACUAGCCGUCUGUCAUCCAUCUUCGCCAGCGCUCCCGACGACCAUGACGACGAAGACUCGGACGACUAUGACCAAAAGAUGGAAUGGGAGAAGCGCUCCGCCAAUCUGGUCCUUACUCCCUAUGAACAAACCAUCGCCAUGGAAGUCGUUGCGCCUUGGGAAAUCCCCGUCUCGUUCGACGACAUUGGUGGUCUAGACGACAUUAUUGAGGAACUGCGCGAAGCCGUCAUCUACCCUCUCACCAUGCCCCACCUCUACUCUGCUACUAGUUCUCUUCUCUCUGCUCCUUCUGGUGUCCUCCUCUAUGGUCCUCCUGGUUGUGGAAAGACCAUGCUCGCCAAGGCUCUAGCCCACGAAAGUGGUGCCUGCUUCAUCAACCUGCACAUCUCUACUUUGACUGAGAAAUGGUAUGGUGACAGCAACAAGCUCGUCUCUGCCGUUUUCAGUCUUGCCAGAANNAAGCUACAACCUAGUAUCGUCUUUAUCGACGAAAUUGACGCCGUCUUGGGUCAAAGACGCAGCGGAGAACACGAGGCCAGCGGCAUGGUCAAGGCAGAGUACANNUUCAUGACACAAUGGGACGGCCUGACAUCUUCAAACUCCCUCGGCGAAUCCCAGCGCAUCUGUGUGCUAGGAGCAACUAACCGCAUUCAAGACAUUGACGAGGCCAUCCUCCGUCGUCUGCCCAAGAAAUUCCCCGUCUCUCUCCCCUCAGCCUCUCAACGCCGUUCCAUCUUCUCUCUCACUCUCAAAAAUACUCGUCUCUCUCCUCAGUUCGAGCUCGAAACCCUGGUCAAGGUCAGCGCAGGCAUGUCUGGAAGCGACAUCAAGGAAGCCUGCAGAGACGCCGCCAUGGUCCCCGUCAGAGAAUACAUCCGCGAGGCAAAGUCGCGCGGUGCAAACAUGAAGGGCGUAAAAGCCGAAGACGUCAGAGGCCUACACACCGACGACUUUUUCGGCAGAAAAGGCGGUGCAUUGCAAAUGAGGCGGCAACCCGAAGUCGACGAGUGGGAGGACUCGAGAGCCAGUCCAGAAACCAUGUCGGAAUCUGAUGACGACCCGCAAACCUCUGUGCCGGUAUAA
This is a messenger RNA of Aureobasidium uvarum, 1167 nucleotides long. The record is from the annotation of a GenBank genome assembly. Lineage: Eukaryota; Fungi; Ascomycota; Dothideomycetes; Dothideales; Saccotheciaceae.